Aspergillus niger is the source of this 1467-nucleotide messenger RNA. RefSeq lists its product as uncharacterized. The coding region runs from base 1 to 1467 and encodes 488 amino acids. The record is from RefSeq and is a predicted model, not a curated record. The transcript is spliced from 3 exons. Lineage: Eukaryota; Fungi; Ascomycota; Eurotiomycetes; Eurotiales; Aspergillaceae.
AUGCAACAAUCCGAAGUGCUCGUCCACAUCUCCGCACCCAGCACCGUGGGCGAUGAUGCCAGCUACCGCGCUCAAGUCGAAGCCAUCCUCGGUUUCCAGCCCUUCUCGCGUCAGGUCAUAACCUUGCGAUCAGACGACAGCGACCCCGUCUCCACUGCAACGGAAGCCGGUCCCUCCUAUACCCAGGGACCACACAAUGCCAGCUCUUCUACACCCAGGCCUCCAGACCCUGGAGCAGCCUCAUCAGUUCAGCGACAAAGUCAUCAUGACAAAGACUCGCUCGAAACCCCCCUGAGUGUCAUUCCAGAUUCUCAGCCUGAGCGAAUACCCCUUGAGCCAGUCGACUUGCAGGAGAUUGCUCUUCCCCAAUCAAGUACAUCUCGUCGCAAAUCGACUGAUACAAAUGGCUCGCCUCCUCAUACGAAGCGAAGUCGUGUGGAUGUCCCUCCACUGGUGACCCAACAAGCACGCAACAAUACACCCCCCUCAGACGAGCGUCUCAACAACGACAAAUCGCCAAAUAACACCGCCACCAAAGAAGAAGUCAUUAGAACCUCAGAAGACAACACCCUACACCUCCCCCUAGACAUCAAGCCAAACCCACCCCCCAUCUCAGCAAACCCCUUCACAACCCACAUCACCCCCACCCUAAAAAUGCUCUCCAUCCGCCUCAAUCCCUCCCGCACAUACACGCCCAUCAACCAAACCCGACCCCUCGACAACCUCGAGAGAGGACACUGGUACCUCCGCCUCAAUCUCUCCCCAAAUCCAAACUCAACCUCCAGCUCCACCUGGGAGAUGCCAUUCUUCAUGCGCUUCUGGACCUUUCUAACGGAUUUCAUCGCCAAAGAAGGCCGCGCCGGCUGGGGUGUCUGGUGCCUUCUGGAGGAUAAUGGCUCAGAUAAACCUGCAAAUGGCCUCGAGGAUGGUGGUGAUGAGACAACAACGAGACCAGUAAUCCUGAAGGUCUAUGCAUGGGGUGAGAUAGCUUCUCAUAUAUACCUACUCUUAUUCCUAGCGAGUGAGCGUCGCGUCCGCAGAAUGGGGCUGCAAUGGCGCGAUAGUGCAGAUGAAGUUGGAUGGUAUAUCCUAGUCUGUGAUUUCAUUUUGAAAUACUACUUUUGCGAGUGUGAAUGGAAGCCCGUUCCUCAUACUGAAGGUAGGAUGCGUCAGUCCAAUACAGCGGGAAGGACAAAGCAAGGCAAUUGUAUCUGGCCAUAUGUCAUUGAGCUUAUGAUACUAUGGUACAAUCCGAGGGACGCCAAGACCAGAAGAAGAAGGAAAAAAAAAAACAAGAACAACGACGAAGGAUGUGAACGAGAGAAGAUAGCAUGCAGACUUGAGUUUCAAGAUCCCGGAAAUAGUUCAGUAGCAGUCGCAAAGCCAACUCGUGGCCUCAAGAGGGCACAAGGAAACACGCCAUAUUCCGUAGAAAAAGGAAAUCAGGCACAAUCCCAACCUGAAUGA